This is a messenger RNA of Eruca vesicaria subsp. sativa (arugula), 1257 nucleotides long. NCBI's taxonomy places the organism in Eukaryota, Viridiplantae, Streptophyta, Magnoliopsida, Brassicales, Brassicaceae. The record is from the annotation of a GenBank genome assembly.
AUGGAGCAUCGACGCCUUGUCCACGGAGCAGCGCCUCCGUUGACCGCGGUGGAGAGAUUCUUAUACGGUCAAAAGAAUGAUACCUUGUGUCCCAAGAAACAAGAUUGUUCUAGAGACCGACACCCACCGAUCAUGAUGAAGACAAAGGCGAUUGAGAUCAAAAGUGACAACAAAGAGAAUCUUACCUUUGGUCCAAGGACGGAGAAACAAUUGGUCGUAAAAGAUGCAACCAGAGAUUCUCAAAACCCUACGAAGAAGCGACCAUGCAAGAAUCUUAUCAAAGGGCAAUGGACGGCUGAAGAAGACAGGAAGUUGAUAAGGUUAGUGAGGCAAUUUGGAGAGAGGAAAUGGGCAUUGAUCUCGGAAACACUUGAGGGAAGAGCAGGCAAACAAUGUCGUGAGAGAUGGCAUAAUCAUCUUCGUCCUGAUAUCAAGAAAGAUGGAUGGAGUGAAGAAGAAGAAAGGGUUCUUGUAGAAGAACACAAAAAAAUUGGUAACAAGUGGGCAGAGAUCGCUAAACUCAUACAAGGACGCACCGAGAACUCUAUCAAGAAUCAUUGGAACGCGACUAAAAGACGCCAAAACUCAAAACGCAAACAAAAACGUCGUCAAGCAAACGCGGAUAGCGACGGUAGCGAUCUCUCUCCAGCAGCUAAAAGGCCAUGCAUUCUCCAAGACUACAUCAGAAGCAUCGACAAUAAUGUCAACAACAAAGACAAUGAAGAUAAUGUGAACUCCAUCAAGGUACUUUCUACACCGAAUCUUGAUCAGACCUAUUCGGAUGGAGAUUCUUCAUCGUCGGUCCUUGGAGACCCAUAUGACGAAGAGCUUGUUUACCUACAAAACAUCUUUGCAAACCAUCCGGUUUCUCUUGACAACAUUGGUCUGAACCAAACUUCUGACGAGGUAAACCAGUCUUUAUCAUCUCGGUUCACGAUCAAGAACCCUAACUCGCACAAAAGUGUAUGGACUCAUCAUCAGGAUCAGGCAACGGUUACUGUUCCUGUGUCUACUACUCCGCACCUUGCGUCUGAUGUCUACUUGUCUUACUUAUUGAAUGGUACGGCGUCGUCCUACUCCAACCCGCAUUUUCCGUCUUCCUCAUCUUCCACGUCAUCGACAACAGUGGAGCAGGGAGGCCAUAGCGAGAUGCUUGUCCCUAAUGCUAACUCUACAGGCGAAAGAAGAGAGAUGGAUCUGAUGGAGAUGCUAUCUGGUUCUAUUCAAGGUAGCAACAAAUGUUUCCCACUGUUCUAG